AUGACUCUAACUGAAGCUGAAGCUCCUAGAGCCACAACUAAUAAAGUUGAGGUCCUUGAUGAAAAUCCAACUUCCCAUGAAGCUUCUGAAGCUGAGGUUGUUGAUGAAACCGUCGGAGCUGAUGCUGAAGCUCAUGACGAAGACCAUAUUGUCCCCCCUGCAGUUGACGCUUGUGAUAAGGAAGAUGAUGAUGAACACGAUGACGAUGAAGAUGAUAAUUCUACCACCCUUCAUGAUGCUGGAAGGGAUCUUGGGGAGAAAGAGAAAGAAAAACAGAAGGGUACUUCUGAGAAGAACCAAAACACCAAAUCGAAAGACAAAGGUGUUGUUGAAAAAGGAGAUCUAAUGUACUCUUCAAACCUGUUGAGCCUUUAA
Messenger RNA from Cynara cardunculus var. scolymus (artichoke), 375 nucleotides. Its product is annotated as glutamic acid-rich protein-like. Bases 1 to 375 code for a protein of 124 amino acids. The record is from RefSeq and is a predicted model, not a curated record. NCBI's taxonomy places the organism in Eukaryota, Viridiplantae, Streptophyta, Magnoliopsida, Asterales, Asteraceae. The transcript has 2 exons.